Aphanomyces astaci is the source of this 864-nucleotide messenger RNA. RefSeq lists its product as hypothetical. Bases 112 to 549 code for a protein of 145 amino acids. The transcript has a single exon. The record is from RefSeq and is a predicted model, not a curated record. NCBI's taxonomy places the organism in Eukaryota, Oomycota, Saprolegniomycetes, Saprolegniales, Verrucalvaceae.
CAUCCGCACUACCUUUAACUGUUAAUCGACAUACUAACUGCGCUUUGCGACCGUUCAGUUUGUCCACCAUAUGGACGUUAGUAGAUAUAGGAUCACCGAAGCAGAACUUGGAUGUCUGGUCGGCGACGGCGGCACGCUUCUAACUCGGCAACGGACCACGUGCCAUCGACCCACACGUUGGCUUGGGCUUGGGACAGGACGACCGUUCGAAGCGACGACAUUGCGACGGAAAAGAGGACAUGGAGGCCGGCGUUCGAAAGCGCGACAUGGGUGACGUCGAGGAAGGUCAGGCGGGGACAGGGGAGAAGAAGAAGAGCUAUGUCCACGUCCACCGACGGUUCCCAUCCAGUGAGGACGAGUCGAGUUAGGAGCGGCACGCGGCUGGUAGUGACGAAGGUGUCAGCGUUGAGCAACCGACACCACGAAAGGUCGAGGGACAAUAAUUCGGGACAUCGAAGGUGCAGUGUCGUGACGUGGUCGCAUCCGAUCAAAUCGACGGACUCGAGAGUGGGCGACGCCAGCUCCACGAUGGUCAAGUUGGUGCAAUAGGACAGAGAUACAUGAGUGAGGUGCUCCAUCUUGUCCAAGUAGACUUUUAUCGCCUUCAAGUACUUGUCUGUGACGAGGUUGUGGCUCCCUGUCAGCACGACAUUGCGAGCUCGUGACGCGUGUCGUAGCAAUGUCAUCACCGCGUCUUGGUGCUUCUCGAGGAGAUGUGCCAUGUUCAGCGACGUCAUGCGUCCCACAAAGGAGAUCCAGGCAGCGUGGAUUGACUUGGUCAGGAUGAAGCACGAUGCCAAGUCCAUGGGCGAUAAGCAAUGCAUGAUGUGACCCAGGACAUCUCGCGAACAUGCGUUCAUUGCG